Molecule: messenger RNA, 1146 nt
Organism: Bubalus bubalis (water buffalo)
Lineage: Eukaryota; Metazoa; Chordata; Mammalia; Artiodactyla; Bovidae
Product: placenta-specific gene 8 protein
Exons: 5
Coding region: 180-530 (116 amino acids)
Biological process (GO): positive regulation of transcription by RNA polymerase II
Source: RefSeq, a predicted model, not a curated record
CCUGGAUUUCAUUGGCCAAUAAAAAACCGCUGAAUAUGUACUUUGACUAGAACAAACUGCAAUUGAACACACUUCUUUCCUGCAUCUUUCACUUCUAGUGAGAUUCUCUAAGCCACAAGACACAGCUGCCCAGAACCUAUUUCAUAACUACCACAGCCGCUUAAGAACCUGCAUCAAAAAUGCAAGCUGCAUCUUCUCCAGUGGUCAUUGUAACUCAGCCUGGAGUCGGAAGCGGUCCAGCACCUCAAAACUCCAACUGGCAGACGGGCUUGUGUGAUUGUUUCAGCGACUGCGGUGUCUGUCUCUGCGGCACAUUUUGCUUCACGUGCCUUGCGUGUCAAGUUGCAUCUGAUAUGAAUGAAUGCUGUCUGUGCGGAACAAGUGUCGCAAUGAGGACCCUCUACAGGACUCGAUACGGCAUUCCGGGAUCCAUUUGUGAUGACUACAUGGUGACCCAUUGCUGUACUCUGUGCUCUCUUUGCCAAAUCAAGAGAGACAUCAACAGAAGGAGAGCCAAUCGCACUUUCUAAAAAAAGAAUCAAUGUUUGUUUUCCUAACAGGAGAUUUUGGUCCAGAGCAAUUCAGCUCUCUUUCAUCUAAGAAGUUUAAGAGAGAGAGACAAAGACUACAGACAACUAUUCUAAGAAAGUGGUCCCCAACCUUGUUGAACCAGGGACUGGUUCCAUGGAAGACAAUUUUGCCAUGAAAGAGGGCGGGGGACAGGGGUGGGGUGGGGUGGGGUGGGUGGAGGAGAGAGAGGGAAGGAUGAUUCGAGCGCGUUACAUGUAUUGUGCACUUUAUUUCUAUUAUUAUUACAUCAGCUCCACCUCAGAUCAUCAGGCAUUACAUUCUGGAGGCUGGGGACCCCUGUUCUAAGACACUUACAGAACAUUUAACCAACGCUUUCCCUCCUUUUCGUGUUACCUACAAGCAUUAUUCGGAGAAGGCAAUGGCACCCCACUCCAGUACUCUUGCCUGGAAAAUCCCGUGGACGGAGGGCCUGGUGGGCUGUAGUCUGACAAAGCAACAGUGCACUAGGCUCUGCUUCCCAACCGCAGACUUGAUGGUUUCAUUGUUGUGUCAUUAACUUUAUCUUUUGCAUAUGAGGUAUCAAAGCAUAUAAUAAAAAUUCAAUUGUCAAAUUCA